Molecule: messenger RNA, 1495 nt
Organism: Pocillopora verrucosa
Lineage: Eukaryota; Metazoa; Cnidaria; Anthozoa; Scleractinia; Pocilloporidae
Source: RefSeq, a predicted model, not a curated record
AAUUAUCUAGGGAUAAACCAAAACGGUUGUUUGUUAUUUAAAAAAAAACGUUUAGAUUCAGUUUCUAGUUCAUUACUCCAUAAUGUCAGAGAAGAAUUCGAAAGGGAAGAAGCGAAAAUGGGAACCAGUAGAAUUGGACGAUCCUUCGUUCUUUGCGGGCGAAAUGGAUGGAUUUAUGUCCCUUGAAGUCAUGGAAGAUUAUCAUCCAGAAGAGCUAGCAGGAAUUGGUGCAGGUGGACCAGCUCAGAAGAAGAAAAUAAAAGAAUGGCCGCUGUAGGAGUGUCGCUGAUGGACAAAGUUGGGCUGCAGAAGAACAGUUGUAAAAUUAUCGAUGUCACCAACAAGAGAGGAACCAUAGAAACCCUGACAGAAGCAAAGAUCUCAUGUGCAAUUGAAGAGGACCUUUAUCUCCACUAUUUCCUUUCCCGGUACCCAGACUGUACUUUGGUUUUCUCCAACACCAUGGACUGUGUGAGGAGACUGGGCUCUUUGUUUAGGCUCUUGGACUUUAACCCGUGGGUGUUGACAUGGAGAUUUCGUCAAACAAUCAAGAGCUUCUUUAGUUGGUGAUCAGCUCCCCUAUUCUCGUGACUUGAAAGAGAACCUGCAGUUUUAAAGAAAAUACUGCUAAAAAGGCUCUAAAUAUAUCAACUCAAGAUGUUUGGUACUUAAAAUCAUACCUCUAACCUUGUUAAUUUUUUUCGGCCUUCAAAACUGGCCUUCACGGCAAGUUCGAACUACCCGCGUUCUCCAUCUUUUUAGGUGCGCAAGGCAUUUUUAUGGUUGCUCCGUUCUUUCGUAGUUGGGGUUAUCCUGGGGUUUUCCUUAGCAAAAUGGCUAAUAGCGAAUCGUUCGAGUGCAUUAGUCCGGUAAAAAACAAGCAGAAUCCCCUGCCAAAACACCACAUUUAUUGACGUGCAUGGAUUCAUGCCAUUGGAAGGACAUUUCUUCCAAAAGAUUUACGUGUGCGUUCGGAGCAUUUCGAGGACCAUUGCCUCCAUAGAUCAUACUUAAUUUGAGUACGGAUAGCUUUGUUAACAGGAGAAUGAUUGGAUACCCAUUUGAUAACGAGGUUAGAGGAUAAUUUUAAGCACCCAAUAUCUUGUAUUUGAUACAUUUAUAACUAUAUAGUUAUAUAGUUAAGGAAAUUUGUCAUCGCACGAAGAUGAUACCCCUCUAGUUGAUAAAAAUUUCUUUUAGCCGCAACCAAUAUUUUAGGAGGAAUAGGUACAUCGUAAUCGUCUUUAGGAGUUUACUGAGCCCGACUACAAUUUAACCCUUUACACCCUUAAAAAUCAGUUUGCAUUUUCUCCACACCAUUUUCCAUGAAUUUUUUUGGAACCAACAAGGAGAAUUUGUUUAACAAUCAAGAGUUUCUUUAGAUGGUCGUUCCCUUUAUUCUCGUGACCUUUAUGUUUGAUUCAGGAGUGAUGCUGUCAGAAGAAACUAGAUGCCAGUCAUUAAUAGGCGUUUAAGGGUUAACUUACAGUCUCUC